Dreissena polymorpha is the source of this 1215-nucleotide messenger RNA. RefSeq lists its product as uncharacterized. Lineage: Eukaryota; Metazoa; Mollusca; Bivalvia; Myida; Dreissenidae. The record is from RefSeq and is a predicted model, not a curated record. The coding region runs from base 1 to 1215 and encodes 404 amino acids. The transcript has a single exon.
AUGCGACAUUUAACGGCGCUACAGAAGGCAUUCCUCAACGCUAUGCUACAUAAAGAUGAUAGUGAUGUCACAAGAUUCCUUUGGCUGUCGGACCCUACAGACCCAUGCAGUUCACUGACGACAUACCGUUUCCGAGCUGUUUUAUUCGGAGCAACGUGUUCCCCAUUUAUUCUAAGCGCAACAAUUUUGAAGCACUUGACCCUGAACAAAGACAACCCAGCUGCGAGCACAAUCAGCAAUGACCUAUACGUCGACAACGUCGUUUCAAGUUUCACAUCAGAGACUGAUGUACUGAAGUACUUCCGCCAGGCACGUGAGUUGAUGGCAGCCGGCGGCUUUAACCUGAGAUCAUGGACGUCAAAUUCAAGCGAACUGAGGGCUAUGGCAGAAGCUGAAGGUGUCGUAGACAGGGAUGCUGUGAUAAAGGUGUUAGGUUUGCUAUGGGAACCGGAAAUAGACCAGAUGUCAUUUGUCAUGCGCUCCAUAAAUUCCAAGGAAAAGGCUACUAAGCGUGGAAUUUUACAGCAGACGUCGACGAUUUAUGACCCGCUUGGCAUGUUAGCCCCAGUCACCAUUCGUGCAAAGUUGCUGAUUCAGGACCUGUGGAAGCGGAAGUAUGCGUGGGACACACCAAUUCCGGAACGUGAACAAAACACCUGGCUACACAUCGCAGAAGACUUAAAUGAAGCUAUGACGACAUCGUUCCCGAGACUGUAUUUUCUGGACAGCCCACCGAACAUGGUCGAUGAAGAUUACGUGUUACACGUGUUUGUUGACGCCAGUACACGUGCGUACGGCGCAUACCUGAACACAUCGUCGAAUUCAGCGUUCGUCUUUGUCAAGAACCGAGUUGCUCCAGUAAAUGAAUUAUCUCUACCGAGGCUGGAAUUAAUGGCGGCGCUCAUUGGCGCACGUGUCGCCCAGCACAAUAUGAAAGCUGUUCUUUGCAAGAGAGUAGUCUGCUGGUCUGACAGUCAGAUCACGCUGCAAUUGAUACAUUCUACAAAACAAUUAAAACGUUUUGAGAAGAACAGGGUAGAAGAGAUCCGGAAGCUCAUCUCAGACGCGGACUGGCGGUAUUGUCCGACAGUCGACAAUCGGGCGGAUCUCCAGACACGCGGCAUCUUUGCGUCUCUACUCAACAUUUACCGAAUGACACACAAUAGUCAGGCGUGUCUUGCAGCACGGGGCACAAAAUGGAUGUUCAUACCGUAA